AUGGCUGAUCUCACCACCUACCGCGGCAAUUGCCACUGCGGUGCAUUUGUCUUUGAGGUCGACCUUCCCGUCCUCACCUCCGUCACCGAGUGCAACUGCAGCAUCUGUCGCCGGAAGGGGUACAUUGGGGACUUCCCUAUCAGCCGCGAUGUCUUCCGCAUCGUCAAAGGCAACGAGGACGACCUAGCGGUGUACGAGUUCGGGGCCAAGAAGUACGAGCACAAGUUUUGCGCCACCUGCGGCACGGCCGUCAUCAUGAGCGUCAAGAGCGACGCCUCCAUCAUGGCGUUGAAUGUACACGUGCUGCAGGGGGUGGAUACCUGGGCGCUGGAGAAGAAGCGCUUUGAUGGCGCAUCGAGUGAUCCCAAGCCCGCACCCCGAACGUACGAUGGCCCGCUGCCGGAGAUGGUAGACGGGGGCAAGCUGUACACAGGCAGUUGCCACUGUGGCGCCGUGCAGGUCGCGCUCGCGAGCAAGCCUCUCGACGAGAACUUUCCUGACGGCCUUGGCGAAUGUAACUGCAGUAUCUGCGAAAGGAAUGCGUACAUCUGGGUGUGGCCGAUGCGCGAACAAGUGGUUCUUUUCGGCGACGAGAAGAACAUCUCGCGCUACGAGUUUGGCAAGAAAAACAUGGGCAAAAUGUUUUGCCGCAUAUGCAGCGUACACAUGACCAACUUUGCCGCCGAAAAGUCGGAGGAAGAGCUCGCUGCCAUGUCUGGCGAGGAGCGUGCGUACUUUGAAGGGGGUAAGGCGCGGCAUCCCGUCAACCUGCGGGUGAUCGAGGGUCUGGAUCUUGAUGCUCUUCGAGGCAAGAUCACGCGGAUCAAGGGGGCCGAGGCGCCGCCAGCAUAUGUAAACCCUUAA
Messenger RNA from Verticillium nonalfalfae, 864 nucleotides. RefSeq lists its product as uncharacterized. The transcript has 3 exons. The record is from RefSeq and is a predicted model, not a curated record. Gene Ontology annotation, molecular function: carbon-sulfur lyase activity. The coding region runs from base 1 to 864 and encodes 287 amino acids. Lineage: Eukaryota; Fungi; Ascomycota; Sordariomycetes; Glomerellales; Plectosphaerellaceae.